This is a messenger RNA of Pseudomyrmex gracilis, 884 nucleotides long. RefSeq names its product oligosaccharyltransferase complex subunit OSTC. The transcript has 4 exons. Lineage: Eukaryota; Metazoa; Arthropoda; Insecta; Hymenoptera; Formicidae. The record is from RefSeq and is a predicted model, not a curated record. Gene Ontology annotation, cellular component: oligosaccharyltransferase complex. The coding region runs from base 164 to 613 and encodes 149 amino acids.
CUUGAUGCGAAUCAGUCUACAAUUUAACACCACACAAACAGGCACAAAAUAUCACUCGACGCACGUGUGUGACGAGUUGGCAAGAGACGUCACGUUGCCGGUGAAUCUGCUUUUGGAGCAAAAGUCUUCUAUUUUUCCAUCCUGAUAGUGUAGAUUUUACGAAAUGGAGUGCAUUUAUCGAUUACCGUUCUUGGUCCUGGAAGUGCCUAAUUUAAAAUUAAAGAGACCGUCCUGGUUCGUGAAGCCUAGUGCUAUGGUGGUCUUUUCGUUUAUCCUUCUAUCGUACUUUUUGGUGACAGGAGGAAUUAUAUAUGAUGUAAUUGUAGAGCCACCCAGUGUAGGAUCUACAACAGAUGAACAUGGUCACUCGAGACCUGUAGCAUUCAUGCCAUAUCGUGUGAAUGGGCAAUAUAUCAUGGAAGGACUAGCCUCUAGUUUCCUUUUUACAGUAGGAGGAUUGGGCUUUAUCAUCUUGGAUCACACUCAUAGUCCAUCAACACCAAGACUCAACCGAAUUCUUUUGAUUUUUGUUGGAUUUCUCAGCAUACUUGUGUCGUUUGUUGCGUGCUGGAUAUUCAUGAAAAUGAAACUUCCGGGUUAUCUGCAAUCCUAAAUGCAAGUAUAGAACUAUAAAAUUUUUCAUAUAUAUCUCAAAGAAGUUUUAUAUUCUAUUUUUGUGUAUAUGGAAUAUUGUUACAAUAGAUAGGAUAUUGUAACGGUGAAUAUUGGUUAAAUACUUUUGUAAUAAAUUAUAAGUUAAACAAGUUGUUUAUUUUUAGCAUUAGUUUAUAUUACGCAAUGUAAGAUGGAUUUUGAUCACUAUAAAUGAGUAUACAUGAUUAUAGUAUUAAUAUAAUGAUAUAUAACAUUAUAUAAAAUAUCUA